Messenger RNA from Nannizzia gypsea CBS 118893, 1446 nucleotides. RefSeq lists its product as hypothetical. Gene Ontology annotation, cellular component: mitochondrion; cytoplasm. Lineage: Eukaryota; Fungi; Ascomycota; Eurotiomycetes; Onygenales; Arthrodermataceae. The record is from RefSeq and is a predicted model, not a curated record. The transcript has 3 exons. Gene Ontology annotation, molecular function: lipoic acid binding; acetyltransferase activity. Bases 1 to 1446 code for a protein of 481 amino acids.
AUGUCUGCCGUGAGAUCGCUGGUUCACAGGGCGUCCCUGUCGCGAGGACUGCUCGCCUCCACGCCCGUUUGCUUGCCUGCCACAUACACCUCCCACUUCCGACGGCGGUUCCAUAGCUCCCCCGUCCCCUGGGGCAUCAGGUCGCAGAUUCUCAAGGAUGUCGGCGAGGGUAUCACCGAGGUCCAGGUUAUACAGUGGUACGUCGAGGAGGGAGCCCGGAUCGAGGAGUGGAAGCCUCUAUGCCAGUACCAGUCAGACAAGGCCAUUGACGAUAUAACGUCGCGGUACGAGGGUGUCAUCAAGAAACUGCACUUCCAGCCAGACGACACGGUACCCACAGGUGCUGCGCUAUGUGAGAUUGAGGUCGACGACGCCAAGUAUCCCGAUUCCGCCGCGCCAGCUCCAGCUCCGGAAGCGGCAGCUCCAGAGACCACCGCUGAAGAAGUCGCGGCAGAGUCCUCAGCGGCAGACGUUACGCAGGCAGCAGAGACGGUAGAAGCUCCACCAAAGGGCAAAUACGCUACUUUCGCUACUCCCGCAGUCCGAGGAAUGCUCAAGCAGCACAACAUUGAUAUCUCGCUCAUCAAUGGCACCGGCGCCCAUGGCCGCGUUCUCAAGGAAGACGUCCAGAGGUACCUGGAGGGAGGCCAGACCCCCACCCCUGCCGCAGCUUCGUCAGCCACUGGUACAACCACAGCUACAGCUCCAGGCCUCAACGCCCCACAGGUUGAGACCAACCAGGCCUUAACCCCCAUCCAGUCCCAGAUGUUCAAGACCAUGACCAAGUCCCUCACCAUCCCCCACUUCCUCUACUCAGACGAACUCAACAUUGCUGCUCUAUCCCGCAUCCGCUCCCAGCUCAACGCAGCCGCCCCCAAAGAUGGCUCCCAGCCUAAACUCUCUUACCUCCCCUUCGUCAUCAAGGCUGUCUCCCUGGCACUUAACCACUUCCCAAUCCUCAAUGCACGAGUAGACACCACUUCAAACCCUGCCAAGCCAUCCCUCGUCAUGCGUGCAGGCCAUAACAUUGGUGUAGCAAUGGAUACCCCCACGGGCCUACUAGUGCCCAACAUCAAGAACGUCCAGGCCCGCUCUAUCCUCGACAUCGCAGCUGAGCUUAUCCGCCUCAGCGAGGUUGCCAGAGCAGGCAAACUUACACCCGCAGACCUGUCUGGCGGUACCAUCACGGUCUCCAACAUCGGCACCAUUGGUGGAACUGUCGUUGCUCCCGUCCUUGUACCUUCCGAGGUUGCAAUUCUCGGAAUCGGCAAGAUUAGAAGGGUGCCUGUCUUCGACGCCGAAGGCAACGUUGCUGCUGGCCAGAUGAUGAACUUCAGCUGGAGUGCAGACCACAGAGUUAUCGAUGGCGCUACCAUGGCUAGAAUGGCCGCAUUGGUCGGUCGUAUGGUCGAGAACCCAGAUGCGAUGAUGCUUAACAUGCGAUAA